Nomascus leucogenys (northern white-cheeked gibbon) is the source of this 2630-nucleotide messenger RNA. It is a transcript of the gene HDDC3, whose product is annotated as HD domain containing 3. The record is from RefSeq and is a predicted model, not a curated record. The coding region runs from base 1586 to 2008 and encodes 140 amino acids. The transcript has 4 exons. Lineage: Eukaryota; Metazoa; Chordata; Mammalia; Primates; Hylobatidae. Gene Ontology annotation, molecular function: guanosine-3',5'-bis(diphosphate) 3'-diphosphatase activity.
GGCUGGACAAGGGUCACCCAGCUGAAGAGCAGCAGUAGACCCACGGAUAGGCCUGUCAGCAAGGGGCCUGACCUCCUUCUCUGGAUGCCCAUGAGAGUUCACCACCACCCCUGUCCUGGUCCUGGGAACCCCAACAUCUCUCUUUCUAGGCCAUGACUGCAGACAAUAAGGAAAUAAAAAUCAAAGCCCCAAGGCCCUCGGGCACCAUUAAUACGAGCCUGAAGCUUCUCUAUCACAGGCUUUUAGAGAGAGAUGACAGGGACUGGGUUUUUAUCUCCUGUUGGAAAACAUGGGGCCUGCAUUGCCAAACUGCUGAGGGAGAGAAGGCUCAAAGGACUAGAGGACAGAAUGAGGGAUGAGAGAGCAGCUGAGCCAUUAGUAUGAAGAACAAACAAGCAUUUAGAGCCAAAUAUGUUUCUACCCAUUCUCCAACUUCCAGGCUGCCAUGGAAGCUCUGGGAAUUCUGACCCUCCUAUUUCAGGUCCCAGAGACCUCAGUUCCAGCAUGUGGGGCUUCCCUCCCUAACCUCUGCUACAUGGCAACCACCAAGACUAGCUGAAAACCAAGGGUGACUCCUUUCAUUAGCUUUUCCCCUGAGCCUUAUCUGCCCCAGCUACCAGCCAGAACACAAAAGCUACCUGUCUGAUUAGAGUAUACUUAGCUAAUAGGGAACCCCCUCUCACAGAGAAGUUCUAUAGGGAUCACCAGGUUUCUCUUACCCCUCAGCUGCCCUAAGGCAGAGAAUUUCUCCAGAAGGCCACCAGCCAGCAGAAUUAAGUGUUAUUCUAGUGCCUACCCAGGCCUGACAACAUCAUGAUCCCAGGACAGCAAUGACAACACUCAUCACCCCAGGGGCCCACAGAAGAUGCCUAGAGACUGACAUAGGAGCUCUCAUGGCAUAAGAAGACAGUGCAAAUUUCAUCUGCAACACUGAGGACAAAGGCAGUUCCUGCAGAAACGUCACAGCUACCUGGGAGCCUAAGUCUGAAGCAAUUAGGCAGGGCUCCCAGUGAAUGCUCUGAUUUUUCAGGUCAGUCCCUAGGGUCUCCUGGAGGGCCCAAAGGUAGACUCCCCUGCCCACAGAACCUGGCCCAUCCCUACAGGGAGAACUAUUUUUAGAACACUUGGAGAAUUUUCAGAGCUUUUACAGGUUGAAGAUUGUUCAUGGGGGGAGCUUCUGGGAGAAGCUGUCUCUGAGUCUGAGGGUAUGUGGAUUGUCCUUUCUUCCCACUCCCAUAGUCCCCUGAGCCUUGGCCACCCUGGAUUCAGAGCACUGUGAGGCCACUGCCUUAUUUCUUGUCUGUCUUCCUCUUUUCCACAGACUGUGGGCUCCCAGAGAGCCAGGCUUAUGUUCUUGCACCCCCAACAGAGCACACUGAGCUGGGGGCUGCGAUGCUGAAGGCAGCUGUCCACAUCACUUGCUCUCUGCGCCGGGCAUGUCAGCUCCAGAGAAAUUCAUCUGGGGCAGGCCCAACUCGGCCCGCUGAAUUAGCCUCCACGAUCCCCGGGCCUCCCCGGCGCCAGGGGGCGCUGUAAACGUUCCGUCCGGGCCCCCGCGGCCGCAGUCGCCCGCCCCAUCCGCGCGAUGGGCUCCGAGGCGGCGCAGCUGCUGGAGGCUGCCGACUUCGCGGCUCGCAAGCACCGGCAGCAGCGGCGGAAGGACCCCGAAGGGACCCCCUACAUCAACCACCCCAUCGGUGUGGCACGGAUCCUGACCCACGAGGCGGGAAUCACUGACAUUGUGGUGUUACAGGCGGCCCUGCUCCAUGACACGGUGGAGGACACGGACACCACCCUGGAUGAGGUGGAGCUACACUUUGGGGCACAAGUGCGGCGCCUGGUGGAGGAGGUAACAGAUGACAAGACUCUGCCCAAGCUGGAGAGAAAGAGGCUGCAGGUGGAGCAAGCGCCCCACAGUAGCCCCGGGGCCAAACUGGUGAAGCUGGCAGACAAGCUGUACAAUCUGAGGGACCUGAAUCGCCGCACCCCAGAGGUAAAAAUACAAUAGCUGGGCCAAGGGGAAGUUUUCAGGACAGCUCAUUCCAUCAGGAACUCAUGGCCUUGAACCAAGCUUGCCAGGAAGUGGGGAAAAGGCAGUGCUUUCCUUGACAUCACGCUAGCAAGUUUCUGUUGACUCUUAUGCAGGAUGGUCAGAACAUCGAGUCCAGGAAUACUUCGAGUGGGCAGCGCAGGUGGUGAAGGGGCUUCAGGGAACAAACCGGCAACUGGAAGAGGCUCUAAAGCAUCUGUUCAAGGAGCGGGGGCUGACACUCUGAUCAGUGCUUGAAGCUAUCCAGAGGCACAACUCCAGCUUCGUUCAGGCCGGAGAGGAUUCAUACGCCAUCUUUUCUGUGUCUCCAGAGCUCCCUCCAUCCUUCCCAGAUAUUAGAGGUCAAAAAAAGACUUGCGUUUUUUCUCAAUCUGAAGGUCUCCUGCUAACUAAGCUGAGCCCCGCGUGUGGGAAUCAGAUGUACCCAUCCAUUUCUGAUGCACUCACUGCCUCUCCCCAAGUCUUGGGUCUGUUUGCUAUUUUGCAUGGUGGGAUCUCUGGCCCCUCAGGGACUUGAGAUUAUAUAAGUACUAGUUCCUAAGACGUUAUGGAAAAUAAAAAUAACUGUGGAUUAAGGUUU